AUGAGUUAUGGUCAAGUUAUGACAAUGAAUGUUAUAUUUCAUCAAGUUUGUUCAAGUGAUUUCGUGAGUGAUCUGUGGCUUAAUUUUUUGUUUAGCAACAGCUAUUGGUUUGUUUAUGAAAGAGCUGACAUUCGCGUACGUGGCUCGGCAUAUUUCAAUUUUCUAUCAACAUUGUGCAAGCUUGCAACAACAAUUAUUCAAAAUGCUAUUUGGCAGUUUCUUUCAGAACAAUUUAUAAAUGUUAAUUUGAUACCCGAAAGUUUGUUCCACAUGCAGAUGACUGUGGCUAUUAACGAAUUUCUUAGACUCAAUCCUGCUCGAUUAGCUCAUAUUUUAGAACUUUCACAAGGCAUUGUACACGGGAAUACUUUUGUAUCCAGUUAUUUAUUGAAUUGGCAUUGGUCAUUAUAUAAUAAUAAUAGAAAUCAAACCAUGACUCGAGCACAUGCCAUAACAUUGAAUAAUUCAUGUUCGUGUGGAACACGAAGAUAUUGUGUUCAACCUGGAGGUAUUUAUUCCUCAACUAUGAAUAAUUCAUAUUGGAUGAUGCCUGGACUCAAUAUAGGCUGUUCAGUUGUUGAAACAUUGUUACGUUCAACACUCGAAUGUUUGUACAAUCAAACAUGCAUUGAUCUAUUACAAUUAUAUAUUGGCAGAAUUCCAACACUUUUCCCAAAUAUCAUCAAUUUAACAGCUAUGGAUCCUAUGUUACCAAGCCGUUUUAUGACGAACAUUACGAUUCAUGAUCUUGCCAAUGAGCUCUUUAUUGAGGAAGUUCAAUAUCAGACGUCCUAUUUGCAAUUCUAUGAAAAAUGUGCUCCAAACUAUUGCUCGUACAUAUUCGAAAAACGGAGCAAUUUUUUAAUCAUUAUUUCACAAAUUUUAGCUCUAUGGGGUGGACUCACUCUAAGCUUCGGAUUUCUUGCUCCAUGUAUUGUUCAAUUAUUAUUCAAAAUCAAUGUUUACCGUCAAAAUAACAGAGUUAAUAUCGUCGCUUAA
Messenger RNA from Rotaria sp. Silwood1, 999 nucleotides. NCBI's taxonomy places the organism in Eukaryota, Metazoa, Rotifera, Eurotatoria, Philodinida, Philodinidae. The record is from the annotation of a GenBank genome assembly.